AUUCUGAUUUUUUUUCUCCUUACCGCAGGUUCCACGCACCUGUACCACAGCAUCAUAUGCGAAAACCUCGCCGCUUCUUCGUCUUUUCCUCCUCCUUCUUCCAUCCUAAGGGGCAAGACGCUCGACAUGUUUCUACCCAUCGACUGAUCUCAGUGAUUGUGCCUGCGGUGGAAGAUUGGUCGCUCCUCGGACAGAGUCCAUUAACGCUGAGCGUCCUGUUCAUGGCUGCCGAGCGGAGACAAGCAGAUGUGGGAGUGCCAACAACAGCUGCGCACUGACGGGGAGUCUAGUUCAGGGAAAGCGAGAUAAAGUGGACACGGAAGCCGCGACACAAAAGAAAUAACCUGAAGAUAUUAAAGACAACAGUGGCUUCUUUGAUUGUGGAGCUGCGCAUACCUCAAUUAAUCAGCGGUCUCGGUCUCCAGCUGCUGCCACAGGUUUAUGGUCCUUUGUAUGCGCCCCCUUUAUCCACCAUCUGUGUUUCCUGGGCAACCGAGAACCGUGUGCAGGCACCACCAGUUAAAGCACUGCAACCACCUCCAAUCAAGACGCACCACAUAUAUGUGCCGCAACUUAAUGUUAUUUGUCUGUCUUAAUCAUCAACCGAUUUUUUUUCCAGCUAAAUAACAUUUAUUUCGUUCUGCUUCUUGUCUUGGCCAAGUAAGACUCACUUCAAGAUUAUCAUAUCCAAAGAAAUUUCACCAUUUCACCAUUUGUCUUAACAUAGAUAGAAGAUCUGUAAAUAAAAUAAUGAUAAAUCUACUCAAAAUACAAGCGCAGGAAAAGUGUAAGCUGCCGUUAAAGUCUCUGCAGUAGAGCAGCUGAAUGAAAUUUAAUAAGCUGAGAAAAUACAGAAUACUGUAACAAUAAACCAAAACAGAUAUGUUGAGGAAAACUGAGAGCAGCUUCACAAAACGUGCAAAAGAGUUUCUGUAAGUUCUGUUUUAGUAAAGAAAGAAAAAUAACUGCACGAAAAUAAAUAAAUAAAAAGAGGGAGACAAAAAGAAGAGGAAGGUGUGAAUUUUCUGGGGGUUAUUACAGUGACUGUACAGCAGACUAGCCCUUCACACUGGCGACAGAGCACAGUAAACGAGCUUCACAAGGCACUAGCUUCCAUAAAAAAAACAUAUCUUAUUCUAUCUCUAAAAUUUUUAAAAGAGACAAUAUGGCUGUUGUGUGCAUUUUGUGAUAUGGAUCAAGCAUAAAUGAAAUGUAACAGUCCAAUCUACACCACUUGUGAUGUAAGCCACUAUUUCUAAUUUUAUUAUUUAUGGUCUAAUGGUGCUUUAUGUGCAGGUGAUAGAUUGAUCUGAUGGGUCCAGUGUUAAUCUUCUCAACAAUCAGGCCACAAACAGCCAAUUUUAUGCACCUCCAUCUGCUGAUUUUGACUUAUUAAUGCAAAUGUACAGCAUGGGCCAGCAACACAUUUGUUGUUAUAGCUCAGUUUUGACACUGAAAAUUAAAAUCUUAAUAUCUUUCUUCUUACAAUGAAUUGCUGAUGCUAAAAACAACAUCCAGCUGGGGGCGACAAGCAUUUGCGCUCACACAAAAUUGGCCUUCUUCGGCUGCCAUACUUCUGACUGUUUCAAUAUGGUUUGUAUGUUUCAUUGGCGCAAUUCUGCAACGCAAGAAACGAAACAACGGUGAGGUUUCUUGGCAUUUAUGCAUCUGUCGGGUUUGUCAGGCUUGUGCCGAAUCACCGAACAUCUCUAUCUGAGUAAUGUCAGAGCGGCUAACGACCCUUGCCAGGUGACGAUGAACGGCAUAACCUGCAUCAUCAACGUUACUGAGACCAAAAGCUGCUCUCCUCCUCCGGGGAUAGAGUACAUCCACAUCCCGGUCUCUGACUCCCCGUGGUCUCCUCUCAGGGACCACUUUGACGAUGUCGCAGACACAAUACAGGUUACAGCUGAGCGCCGCGGCCGCACGUUGGUGCACUGUAACGCCGGUGUGAGCCGCUCCGCCGCCCUGUGCAUGGCUUACUUGAUGAAGCACCGCGGGGCGACCCUCUUGGAGGCCCACAACUGGGUGAAGAACUGUCGUCCCAUUGUGAGGCCGAAUAAUGGGUUCUGGAAGCAGCUCGUCCAGUAUGAGACGCAGCUUCGUGGAUGCAACUCUGUCCGCAUGGUGUCCUCUUGCAUAGGAGAGAUACCUGACAUUUAUGAAGAGGAGACCCGGAAUAUGGUGCCUCUGUGAAGAGACAUUUGUGUGUAUUGAUAAUAAAUUGUGCUGACGUCUGCUCGCGUUAUCCAUAAGCAACUUCAUUGUCAAGGAAUGACAGGAAUGUGUCCCCUCGGAGCUUCAAUAGCCUCAUAGUGAGCAGUGUGGGAAUUUCAUAAAGUUUAUAAUUGUAUCUAAAAAUCUUCUCCAAGUUAGAAGAUGUUCAAAAGUACCCAUGUAUAUUAAUUUGUUUAUGUGUGCUUUUUUUCCAUUAAAAAAAACAUUUGCUUAUUGU
Molecule: messenger RNA, 2455 nt
Organism: Melanotaenia boesemani (Boeseman's rainbowfish)
Lineage: Eukaryota; Metazoa; Chordata; Actinopteri; Atheriniformes; Melanotaeniidae
Exons: 1
Coding region: 1663-2196 (177 amino acids)
Biological process (GO): protein dephosphorylation
Molecular function (GO): MAP kinase tyrosine/serine/threonine phosphatase activity
Source: RefSeq, a predicted model, not a curated record